AUGGCUCCCCCCAAGACUGCGCAGUUCGGCACUUGGCAGAGCCCCAUCAACGUAGAGACCAUAACUGCUGAGAGCACCAACAUCAUAGAAGUAGCCGCAACUACCGAUGGGAAAAUAUUCACCAUCGAAGCACCGCCGAGCGUUGAUGGACGAUGCACCAUCAUUGAGUACCACCAAGGCCAGAGCCGUGAGAUACUGCCGGCCGACUACAGUGCUCGGACUGCCGUGCAUGGCUAUGGCGGAGCUGCGCUAGCAACCACCAGCAAAGGCGCAGUCAUCUUUGCAGACUGGAAGACGAAAGGAGUCUACUCGCUCGAUCCCGCUACGAAGGACGUGGCGCUGGUGGUGGAUGCAGACCCUCAGGUGUUCUUGGCCGACUUUGACGCUCAUCCGCUCCAUCCGGAGUGGAUUAUAGCCAUUUGCGAGGAUCACCAUUCAAAGCCCGAGACGAACUCUCUGGUGGCUUUGAAUGCUGAGAACAACACCGUGCAUGUACUCGCUUCAGGUGCCGACUUCUAUUCGGCCCCUCGGUUUAGUCCUGCUGGAGACCGCAUCUGCUGGAUCCAAUGGAACCACCCGGACAUGCCCUGGACAGGCACGAGAUUGUUCGUUGCGUCCUGGAACGGAUAUAAGAAGUUGACUGACGUGACGGAGAUUGACGGCGAGGCCCGCAACGUGAGCAUCAGUCAACCGAGAUGGGGACCCGAUGGAACAUUGUUCUAUACCAGCGAUCGCUCCGGCUACUGGCAGCUACAAGCCAUGCGUCAAGCAUCAGAUGGCCCUCAGCCUAUCGUCAUUGAUGGUCUUGAGAAAGGAGAAUUUGCUGCGCCGGAAUGGCUCAUUGGCAGCUCCACCUUUUUCUCGCUCACUGCUGAUACUAUCGUUGCUACUUGGACCAAUAAUGCACGAGAGAUGCUUGUUUCGAUUGAUCUAUCCGCGUCCAAAUACACCGUAUUAUCAGAUGCACUCACCGGCAUGUUUGGUAGUGCCGUAAAGCGACUCUCCGACACAAGCUUUGCCGUUAUCGCAGCGAGCCCAACUGCACCCAAAGCGCUCUACCACGUCGAGCUAACCCAGUCUCUUCCCAAACUCACUUCCCUCAAAUCAUCUCUGCCAUUAGACAUACCAGAGGAAUUCUAUUCGCGCGCAGAGCAUAUUUCGUUCCCACGAACCGAAGGCCCAGGCCAUCUGAAUACAACUUCGCAUGCUUUCUUUCUCCCACCCCAGAAUGCGAAUUAUGUCGGGACACCAGACACUCUUCCACCUCUGAUCGUGGAAAUGCACGGUGGACCAACCUCCCACACAAACCCUGGCCUGGCACUCACUUACCAAUACUAUACAUCUCGCGGCUAUGCCGUAGCUCUUGUCAAUUACGCAGGAUCUUCAGGCUAUGGACGAAAGUACCGCGAUCUCCUUGACGGAGUAUGGGGCGCUUUAGACCCAGCCGAUGCAGCAAGUUGCGUCGCGUAUCUCGUCGAAACAGGCCGAGUGGAUGGAACCCGCGUGGGUAUCAUGGGUGGCAGUUCCGGUGGUCAUGCUGCACUAGAAGCUAUCUGGAUGUUCCCAUCCGUCUGGUCCGCCGCAGUGAGCCGCUAUGGCAUUAGCGAUGUCGAAGUCCUCGUUGAAGACACCCACAAGUUCGAGAGCCACUACGCCUUCCGCUUGCUGUUUGGCGACAACGUCCCGGACGACGAGGAGGAAAGGCGUCGCGUGUACCGAGAGCGUAGCCCGCGUUUCAAUGCUGAGAAGAUUAAGGCGCCAGUGUUGCUUUUGCAAGGAAGUGAGGAUAAAGUGGUCCCCCCGAAUCAGACCGAGAUGAUGGUGCAAAGCAUCACCAAGAACGGCGGAAUAGCGAAAAUGACGAUUUUCCAAGGAGAGGGACAUGGCUUUCGAGGAAAAGAAAAUCAACGCCUGGCUCUGGACGAGCAGGAUCAGUGGUGGCAGAAGUACCUGGUUCGUGCGUAG
Messenger RNA from Talaromyces atroroseus, 1965 nucleotides. RefSeq lists its product as hypothetical. Lineage: Eukaryota; Fungi; Ascomycota; Eurotiomycetes; Eurotiales; Trichocomaceae. Gene Ontology annotation, biological process: proteolysis. Gene Ontology annotation, molecular function: serine-type peptidase activity. The transcript has 3 exons. The record is from RefSeq and is a predicted model, not a curated record. Bases 1 to 1965 code for a protein of 654 amino acids.